Molecule: messenger RNA, 460 nt
Organism: Notothenia coriiceps (black rockcod)
Lineage: Eukaryota; Metazoa; Chordata; Actinopteri; Perciformes; Nototheniidae
Product: peptidyl-prolyl cis-trans isomerase C-like
Exons: 4
Biological process (GO): protein peptidyl-prolyl isomerization; protein folding
Cellular component (GO): intracellular membrane-bounded organelle; cytoplasm
Molecular function (GO): peptidyl-prolyl cis-trans isomerase activity; cyclosporin A binding
Source: RefSeq, a predicted model, not a curated record
GUGUUUUUUGAUAUUACAGUCGGAGGUCAUGAGGUGGGGCGGAUCGUCAUUGGCCUUUUUGGGGAGGUCGUCCCACUCACUGUCAAUAACUUUGUCGCCCUAGCAACCGGAGAGAAAGGCUAUGGCUACAAAGAGACAAAGUUCCACAGAGUCAUCAAGGACUUCAUGAUCCAGGGAGGAGACUUCACAGCUGGAGAUGGAACUGGAGGUCACAGCAUCUACGGAACAACUUUUGCCGAUGAAAACUUCAAACUGAAGCAUUUGGGAACAGGCUGGGUGAGUAUGGCGAACGCGGGUCCAGACACCAACGGAUCGCAGUUCUUCAUCCUGGCUACUAAAGCACCGUGGCUGGAUGGGAAACACGUGGUUUUUGGCAAAGUCCUGGACGGGAUGGUGGGUGGCCCCUCUAACUCUUUUCAUAAAUUGGCUGCAUGCAAUCUGAAAAGGAUUUUCUUUUGCG